AUGCCUAGUAGUUCAAGUAAAAUUGGGUUUGGAAUUAUUUUAAGUUGGCAACAGAUGGAAAAACUUAUUGAAACUAUUGAUGAUGUAGAAAAAACUUGUGAUUUUUCUUGUGCUUAUAAUGAAAGCGUGACACCUUACAAAGAACCUAAACAAAAAGAAUUAAACGAAGUGAACGGAAAUGGUUUUAGAAGAAUGAUGAAAAAAGUCAAUCCACAAUUUUAA
Molecule: messenger RNA, 222 nt
Organism: Rhizophagus irregularis DAOM 181602=DAOM 197198
Lineage: Eukaryota; Fungi; Glomeromycota; Glomeromycetes; Glomerales; Glomeraceae
Source: RefSeq, a predicted model, not a curated record